Messenger RNA from Ophidiomyces ophidiicola, 3552 nucleotides. RefSeq lists its product as uncharacterized. Gene Ontology annotation, cellular component: nuclear RNA-directed RNA polymerase complex. Gene Ontology annotation, biological process: siRNA processing. Gene Ontology annotation, molecular function: RNA-directed RNA polymerase activity. The record is from RefSeq and is a predicted model, not a curated record. Bases 1 to 3552 code for a protein of 1183 amino acids. The transcript is spliced from 5 exons. Lineage: Eukaryota; Fungi; Ascomycota; Eurotiomycetes; Onygenales; Onygenaceae.
AUGGAGAUUUUUUGUCGAAAUAUUCCCGAGCAAAUUCAAGCCUCGCACUUGAAAAAGGCGUUUCGGCCAGUCCUUGAACAUUUCUCUAUUUCUACGUUUAGCUGUCGAAGAGCAGGGAAGAAAAAUGCUUUCCUUCUUAUUCUUGAUAUCCAAAAAGCCCAGAAACUUUUAGACGUUCAUGGGCAAGAUGAAGCAAAAAAAACAAAUACCGCUAAGCCGUUGAUAUUGUUCCACCAGCGUAUCUAUUUGUCAAAAAGCCGACAUGCACCAGACGAGUAUGCACUUCGUGCGCUGAAAUUUGAAGAAGAAAAAAGGCUCGCCUAUCAAGCUCCCGUUAGGGGUUUGAAUCCACCCCCUUCCAGUGUUGUUUCCCAAAGCCGUGCUGUUCGAACCAUAUUUUUUCCCGUGACCACGAUGUCUUGUGGAAUUUGGGACUAUUACAGGGAAAGCCCAGUGUUCAUUGAAUAUUUUCGAUGUCCCGGUACUGGAAGAGUGACAUUUGGCAAAUCUCUCUUGCAGGUGGUGAUGCUCAAUGUCGCCCCGUCGACCGAAUUCUUCUUAAAAUCAGCCUAUUGGAAUAUCCAGGGCAUUCAUGUUGGCACUGCUGACCAAGCGUCUGUCACAUUCACUACAGACACCGCUCCCAGUUUCUUCAUAUCAGACCCCAUGGAAAAGCUAGAAUCACAAAUGAUGAUGCUGAUGAAGAAGCUCAGAAAACCACCCCCGGCAAAACGUAGAGUUGGUAAUUUCGGUGGGGAGCAUGAAAUCACUUCAGGAUCUUGCUUUACGUAUCGAUUUGAGCUACAGAACCGCCGAGAUGUACAUAUUAUUAAAGGUCUCGGUGGGGAUGGACGUAUCCCGCCGAUUGGUACGUGGGUCGACCGCCGCAUGAAUUAUGCCGCUCCUUUUAGCUUCAGCUGGAGUAAGGCGGAAUUCGAGAAGUUCUUGGAUACUGAAAACAUACUAUUUAUCCUCAAAUUUCAACUGGUGAAAUUGGUCUGGAAUGGAGAGAUCAGCCCGGACAAAGUCUCAAGACUAUAUCCUUCUAUCCAAAACUUCGUGGAUGUUCAUGGGGUUUACAAUACUGUGGAAGGGUUGAAAAUCUUUUCACAUAAACUGGAUUAUGCUAGCCCUGAUACGGAUGCGUCAGAAGUUGACGUCGAGGGGUUAGUGAAACUUCUAGGCAAUUGUAUUGAUCGAGUAACUUUUCAAGGAACUUCUCGCCUAACAAGUCACCCCAAUAAUGUCAAUGUCCAUCGCGCUCAGGUAACACCAAGCGGAAUUUAUCUCUCUGGUCCUAAUACGGAGACGAAAAAUCGCGUCCUCCGUCAAUACAGCGACCACAUCAAUUAUUUUCUUCGUGUUGAGUUUGUUGAUGAGACCGGGGAUCCAGUCUAUUUCGACCCGACUUCCUCCUUGGAACAAAUCUUCCAAAAUCGCUUCAAAACGGUUUUGAAAAAAGGUAUUGCUAUUGGGGGGAGAUGCUUCAGCUUUCUAGGCUUUUCUCAUUCGUCUUUGCGAAGCCAGUCGUGUUGGUUUGUAGCUCCGUUUACAACCGCAAAUGGUGAAAAUUUUGAUGCACAAAGUAUUAUAAAUGGUCUUGGCUCUUUUGGCCAUAUAUUUUCUCCCGCAAAGCUAGCUGCAAGAGUCGGCCAGACUUUCUCUGAAACCCAAAGCUCAAUACGGAUUCCUGAGAAUGCUGUUUAUCUAAACGAACCGGAUGUGAGACGCAAUGGCAGGGUGUUUAGUGACGGAGUGGGAACUCUAUCCUCCUCCCUGUUGUACAAAGUCUGGAGGGAAUAUGCCCUUCGGGAAAAAGUUAAGCCAACAGUCUUCCAGAUUCGCUUCGCAGGUGCUAAAGGCAUGGUUUCAUUAGAUAGUAGGUUAAAGGGGGAUCAGCUUAGGUUGCGGGAGUCAAUGGUGAAAUUUUCUGCAAGUAAAGCCUUUAACAUUGAAAUAUGUGGUUCUGGAGUCAGAUCACUUCCAUUUUACCUCAACGCACAACUGAUUAAGAUCUUGGAAGACUUAGGGGUGUGUCCAAUAGUCUUUAUGGAGCUUCAGAAGGAUGAGAUUAUACGCCUACGGUCAGUGCAGCACUCGAUCUCAAAGGCUGGACAGUUUCUAGAGGAGACAAGUAUUGCAAAGGGUGUGCGUUUGUCAUGGCUUUUCCAAAUCUUGCAUGGCCUUGACCUUCGCUAUGACCAUGAUCCUUUUCUGCGCACCGUCAUGCAGCUCGCUGUCUUUUUAAAAAUGCGAGAUCUAAAAUAUCGCGCUCGGAUAAGGGUACCACAAGCCGUCACUCUCUAUGGUAUCAUGGAUGAAACUGGCCUUUUGAAGGAGGGAGAAAUCUUUUGCACUUUUUUGACUGAGGCGGGUAUUCGCGAAAUCCUCGUUCGUGAUCGUAUCUUAGUGACACGAGCCCCCGCAUUGCACCCUGGUGACGUUCAGUAUGCCAAAGCUGUCGACGUCCCCGUUCACUCGCCACUUCGGAAGUUGCAUAAUUGUGUUGCGUUUAGCCAGCAUGGAAAACGUGACCUACCAAGUAUGUUGAGUGGUGGUGAUCUGGACGGCGAUCUCUAUAAUAUCAUUUACGACGAGCGCCUCUUUCCGCCGCGUACUCAUGAACCAGCCAAUUAUCCGAAGGUCGAAGAAAAAUUGUUGGAGCGGCAAGUUCAACGUGAUGAUAUAAUUGAUUUUUUCAUUACCUUCAUGCAACAGGAUCAAUUAGGCCGGAUAGCGACUAUCCACCAAGCUAUUGCAGAUCAAAUGCCUGAGGGUACUAACCAUACGGUCGUUGCUGACCCUUAUCUUCGACUGCAGGCGGAUCUCUCUCGCAUCCCAAGGCGCCCCCAAUUUUACCCGGAUUUCAUGGCGCCUAAUCCUCGCAUUCGAAUUUCAGAUACAAUCGAGGCCAUUGAUGAAGAUACAUACAUUGCUGAAGACGAUGAAGAUGAUGAGAGACCACCGCGACAGUAUUAUAAGAGUCAUAAUAUUCUUGGCCGGUUGUAUCGAAAUAUCGAUGAGCAGGAGUUCCUUGGGAAUCUCAGAAACGUCAGAAAAAUAGAGAAAAGCGAUAAGUCUGUGCUGCAAGCCAUUUGGGCCUAUGUUGCAAGUGAAACACAGGGGUUUCAAUGGGACCAUUUCGUUGAACAUAGCAGGUCCAUUCAGGAGAUAUAUGAAGACAAUCUACAAGAUAUAAUGAAGCAAUACUCUAAGACCCCUUGGAAGAGCUCUCUGACAGAGGUGGAGGUGUUUGUUGGGUCUAUUCUCGGCCAGAAUAGCAAACAAACAAAGCGCGACAAGGAGUCGUCAAAGAGCAUGCGAGACGCAUACCAAGAGUUGGUCAAUUUUACAAUAUCCAAGAUAGUGGCUCGAGAAUUGGGUACGGAGGACUCCCUUGAGCGUUCGGUUGCUUGCCUCUGGUCUGCUCUAUUUGAUGAUCACCACUUUGGGCAUGGCAGAAAAACGAAUAAGUUACUGAGCUUCCAGUGGAUAGCAGCAAUGGUCUGCUUGCAGGAGGUUGAUUGGCUCCAAUCAACAACUCUAUUUUAA